Molecule: messenger RNA, 2316 nt
Organism: Acanthoscelides obtectus
Lineage: Eukaryota; Metazoa; Arthropoda; Insecta; Coleoptera; Chrysomelidae
Source: the annotation of a GenBank genome assembly
AGUGGCUGUGGUGGUGGCCUUCUUCAUCUGCUGGGCGCCGUUUCACAUCCAAAGGUUGUACUCCAUCUACUACACUCAAAAAAGUGGGUCGCCUUCGUGGUACGUCCAUCUUAAAAUAUACGAGGUGGUCACCUAUGUCAGCGGCAUAUUGUACUACUUGUCUGCAACGAUCAACCCCAUACUUUACAACAUCAUGUCGAUCAAAUUCAGGGAAGCUUUCAAGGUAGGAAACGUUUGCGCGCUGCUGCAGCUUUCAUCACCUCAACCACGACAAGCCGGAGAGGUCCUACUCAGUGCUGUCUAGGUCGAACCAACGAGCAGCUGAUUCUACUACGGACUCUGGGUCACACGACCAUACCAUCCAGACCAAUACGUCUUCGCACAAAGCCAGUUCCUUGUACGACUCGCCACCGCCGAUUGGAGGUGGCGGAUUGCACUACUACCAUGGACGAAGCUUCAGGUGCAAGCCGUUGUCAGCGGUCGCCAAAGAGUCAGAAGCAACCUCACGGCACCUCCAUCCACCAAUACCAGGCACUGCUUGCGAAACAAGUCCAAGCCCACAACAUAGCCCAACCUACCUCUCCAUCCAGUUACAGGCUUCGCCCACAAGAUUCGGCAAAUUCAUGAGGCUGUUCAGAUGCAUAUCGAGCAGGACCUUUGAUGACAAUAAGCAUAAAUCUUCGUCGUAUUGCUACUCGACGGCUGUGAGGGAGCCCAACAUCUUUGAGCUGCAAAAGACGCUCAAGGGAUCGUUUAGGAGGUCCGGAAGUUAUCAAAGGUCGUGUAUAAGCAACAGCAGCUUGAGAGACAUCGAAACCGGAGCUAUUGAAGACGAACUGACUAUUUAUAUGAACGAACUGAAAAAUAGAGAGCUAUGCAGUUAGUAUACGAGGAACUAAUUUCAUUUUGUAAUAUUCAACCUACAUGCUUUCCACAAAAGAAGGUGGUCUGUAAAUCUGAAAAUGUAAAAAAGUCCAUUACUGUUAUAAUAUAAUGAUAUUAUUAUCUUGAUGGAUGCAUAUGUGAAGAAUACUGAAGGAUGGGAACAACUAUUUUAAGCUAGUUGCAGACGUUUCAGUGUUAUACAGUGUUAAGAGUUUCAACACUUAUAUUUCCAUCUCAGAAGUGUUAUGAAGUUGAUUAAGCCAAUUCAAAGCAUGUCAUUCCAUGCUAAUGAUUAAAGCUUCACAAUCAUUUAAAAGUCUCAGAAGUUAAGAAAAACAGCUCGACUGCGUAACUCCUAUUUUUUGUCGUAACAAGAUGGAAUGUCCGAUUAUACCAGAAGUAGUCUUGAAGGAUUUCUGAAUGAGACAAUAUGUAUACUCACAUUUACGGAUUUACGGAUGUUACAUCUAAAAAUUAUCCUUUCUUCUAGAUUGUAAAAUUAAUCUCUAUCCCAAUUUUUUUGUAACGUAUUUCAAUACCUCAGUUCUAAUCAUUUGAUGUUAUUUCCAAUAAAAUCGAAAGUAAAUACUAUCUUUAUUAGUUACGACAAAAAAUCAGUAAUUACAGAUAGAAAGUAUAUAUGUGAUCCAAACACAAAUUGAUACUUGCUCAAGAAAUUAUACUAAUGGUCCAGCUUUCUGUAACACCUAGUAUAUGCAAAAUCAAACUUCUCAAAUGCUUAAUCCCCAGUUUUAGGAUACACGUCGGGUUAUUUCUAUGUAAAGAAAAAUAAAAGUAAAAAGUAAGUUUGCAUUGUACCUAUCUAGAGUAAAUUGACGGUUGUAAAAUGGUUGUGUUAGUUUUUGGAUUAGCAUUAGGGGAGGGGUAAGGUAUUUACUGUUUCCCAUUCACUUUUUUUAUUUUUUUGUAUGGAUAUACAGCAUCUCAAAAAUAUUGUGUCAAAAAUCACAUUAAUCGGAGUCAAAUUCCUUAGAUUCUUGAAGCCCAUUCAUGCUUCAACUCAAGAUCUAAUGCACCAAUUCUUUUAAAAAUUCUCAUGAUCGUUCAUCACAUAAAUCACCGAUCAAGUUUUUUUGUUUUUCCAAUUAUUUUUAUUUCAUCAAUAAAAAAUAUAUCGAUCUUUUCAUCGAAAUUCGUGUUCUUGAUUUCACUUUGAAAAUAUAAUGGAAUAUAGUCAAAUCAUCAUAUUGUAUGGUACUUAAUUAAAUCAGCAUUACUUACAUUGACAAAAAACUUGAAAAUAUGCUAUUUUUCCACGCAAUUAACCUUACGUCCUCCCCUUAAACUUCGACUCAAGUCAUAGUCCAAGCAACUUCUAGUCUUACGAUAUGAUAUGGCUUUCUAUGUUGUUAAAUAAUUCAUUAAGUUUGUUAAGAAAUGUAAUAAAAUGUACUUUGAGAAACAAAAAUA